Penicillium cinerascens is the source of this 1593-nucleotide messenger RNA. RefSeq lists its product as uncharacterized. The record is from RefSeq and is a predicted model, not a curated record. NCBI's taxonomy places the organism in Eukaryota, Fungi, Ascomycota, Eurotiomycetes, Eurotiales, Aspergillaceae. The coding region runs from base 1 to 1593 and encodes 530 amino acids. Gene Ontology annotation, molecular function: translation regulator activity; zinc ion binding; mRNA binding. Gene Ontology annotation, biological process: positive regulation of cytoplasmic translation. Gene Ontology annotation, cellular component: cytoplasm. The transcript is spliced from 15 exons.
AUGUCCGACAUGUGGGAUAGGGCCAGUUCAGGUAAUUGGGACAACAAAGACAGCGGUGGCCUGGAGAAAGGCGAUGGCUACAGCUGGCCGCAUGACCAGAACAACGAGAACGCAAAGCCUCAAUUUGACAACGACAACGACUGCCGCAUCUGUGGUGCCAAUGAUCACUUCGCCCGCAACUGCCCCAAUGCUGAGUCGGACGUUGGGACCCAGGGAGGUUGCUACAAGUGUGGUCAGAUGGGCCACAACAAAUCGGACUGUCCCGAGGGUGGAAACUCCAUGGGCGCCUGCUUCAACUGCGGCGAAGAGGGACACUCGAAGGUCGACUGCCCUCAACCUCGGAAGCUUACAGGUGGGUGCUUCAACUGCGGUGAAGAAGGGCAUUCCAAGGCUGAUUGCCCCAACCCCCAUGUAUUCACAGGCACCUGCCAUUUCUGCAGUCAGGUCGGCCAUCAAGCUUCAGCCUGCCCUGAGAAGGGACCCACUGUCUGCAAGAAUUGCAAGAACGAAGGACACGCGGUCAAAGACUGCAAAGAGAAGCGCAAGUUCGACCUGAACCAUGUUCCUGACAAGCUUCCUGAAGAGGCGUGGGCCAUGAUGACGGCGGCCAGUGACGACAAGGACAUUCAGGGAUUUCGAGAUGCUCUUCAGGCCUAUUCAAAGGCUGUCCCCGAGGCAACAUAUCAAGAAAUCGCAAAGAAGAUGCGCGAAGAGAGCUUCAAGCUUUUCCUCAUUGGACUUGAGAAGAUCAACGCCGAAGUCAUCAGCUUGAUUGACCUGCAGGGAAAUUUGGACCGUGAGUACGCGGUCGGUUUUUUCUUCGGCAACAAACCGAGUCGGAGCAGCCUCAAGUCUCGUUGGCCUGAGAAUGAUGACGAGAACCUCGAGCGACUGGCCAAUGCUGGACUUCCCUACGAUCGCUUGAUUGUCAAAUGCCGCAACUGUGAGGAGCUUGGUCAUAUUGCCAAGUCCUGCCCGCAGGAGGCGCGGGAGUUCGAAAAAGUCCAAAUCAAGUGCAACAACUGUAGUGAGGUCGGCCACCGUGUGCGUGACUGCCCCUCGGCGCGCAAGAGCAAGUAUGGAUGCCGCAACUGCGGCAUCGAUGGCCAUAUAGCUCGGGACUGCCCCGAACCACGCUCCGCAGCUGAUAUGGAAUGCCGCAAGUGUGGUGAGACUGGCCACUUCGCAAAGGACUGCUCCCAGGGUGGUGGUGGAAGUGCUCGUACCUGCCGCAACUGCGGAUCUGAGGACCACCUUGCUCGGGAAUGCGACAAACCUCGAGACCCUUCCAAUAUGCAGUGCCGAAACUGUGACCAGAUGGGACAUGCUGCCCGUGAUUGCCCCGAGCCAAAGGACUGGUCCAAAGUUCAAUGCAACCGCUGCGGUGAAAUGGGUCAUACCGUGCGACGAUGCCCUCAGCCUGAAGAGUCCGGCGAGAACAAUUACGGCGGUGAUGAUGCCGCUGGAUAUGGCGGUGGCUAUGGCCGCGACAACACUCAGCAGGAGCAGGGCGCCUGGACUGACACGAACGAGGUCACCGACCAGUUUGCUCAGCUCAAGACCGAUGGUGCUGAGAAUGGCGCUCAGUGGUAA